Molecule: messenger RNA, 1313 nt
Organism: Hydractinia symbiolongicarpus
Lineage: Eukaryota; Metazoa; Cnidaria; Hydrozoa; Anthoathecata; Hydractiniidae
Product: multiple epidermal growth factor-like domains protein 6
Exons: 4
Coding region: 2-916 (304 amino acids)
Source: RefSeq, a predicted model, not a curated record
UAUGGAUAUCACAAAAGUGCUUACUUUGGUUUUCCUGCUAGCAGUUGUAGUGAACUGUAGACGACACUUCAGAGAGAAUUAUGAAAGAGAAGAUGAAAUGCAAGAUUUUGAUGAAGAGGACGAACUUCCUGAAGACUACGAAGAAGAUGAACUAGAAAAUGAAGUUGAGGAUCCAUCGCAUCAAGCAGGAAGUUCGAACCCGAACCUGGAAAUGUGUGACAAUGUAAACUUACCAUGUCAGCAUUGUGAUUCCUGUUUUCCUGGUGGAUGGUGCAUCAAGCAUCCGGGUAACCAACCUAAAUGUUUGUGUAACUAUGGUUGGACAGGACCAAGAGCCAAGUGGGUUCCCAACACGAAUGAUCCAGCUUGGGGAAUAAAUCGAAUCAGAGCUGAGAAUUGUUUGAAACCAUGUCACUACACACAUCAUGUCAGAAAUAAGACAUGUGUUGCUCCUACCGGAGAUAACCAAGGUGGUUGCGACCCUAAAUGUGGUAAAUAUCAAGGACAGUGUGUCAAUGGUAAAUGUCAAUGUUGUCGAGGUUGGUCAGGACCUAACGGAGUUUAUGACACUGCUACAGGCAAAUAUAGUGCAGAUUAUUGCAACAAAGAAUGUCCAUUUUUAGGUGCUGGAAUACCUAACCCAACAUGCAAGAAAGCGAAUGAUGAUGUACCUGCAUGCAAUCCAAAAUGCGUUAAAAGUGACGGUAAAUGUUUGACAAACGGUCGGUGUCUAUGUUGUCUGGGUUGGACUGGACCUCACGCUGAAUAUGUACUUUCUGGACACUAUAAAGGAAAGAUUGUUGCAGAUUAUUGCGAUGUAUACUGUCCAUACACUUCACAUACCCACCACAAAUUAUGUGUCAAUCCAGACUACGUUGUCAGAAGAAGGGAAGCUGGUCACAGAAUCUACGUUUAAAGAAGAUGACGACCUCGAAGAUAAUUAUAGAUAUUUCAAGUUGUAAUUUUGUGUAUUUGCAUUGAAUCAAUGUAUGCUGACAUAUUGAAAUUAUUAAAUGUCUGUUAUUUUUUUGCGUUUUUCUUCUUCUUUUUUUCGUGCUGUGUUACACGUUUUUGCUUCUUGUUUUUUUCAUAUUUUUUUUAUUUUGCCUUGUUUUAAUUGUGCUUCUAUACAAUACACUGUUCUUAUAGAACAGCGUGUACUUCAUCCUAGAUGAACUUUUUCUUUGAGUGGCAUUAAAUGACAUAGCUGGUAAAACAUAAAAUUUUAAAUAAAUAUUACUUUCAAGUCGAUUUUAGAAUUAACCCCGAAAUUCAGGACUUUAAAGGGGCAUUGUGACACUCGUCUUAGAAGU